AUGAUCAACUUACGACUGUUAUUGUAUCGUCCAUCAUUUAUUACUUCAGGUAUAAUGCAACCAUUCCUAAUUACUUUCCUGAUAAUAUCAACAACAUUUGGACAAGAUUUACCAUAUCAAGCCAGUAUAAUCGGACCACAAAUGCCAUCAUCGUUUUUUGGUUACACUUCACGAUAUCGAUCACCUUUAAUCGGUGAUUUGGAUGUAUUAAAUUUCUUGAAUAAAGGAAUGAUACCAACAAAUCCUGGCUUAGAUCUUCUUGCUCAUGGACUUGGCUUUGGAGUAGCAGCUUUACGAGGACUUGGAAUUGUAUUGCAGGACAAUGAAGCAAAUCGUAAAAUGACACACCAGUGA
Molecule: messenger RNA, 354 nt
Organism: Brugia malayi
Lineage: Eukaryota; Metazoa; Nematoda; Chromadorea; Rhabditida; Onchocercidae
Exons: 2
Coding region: 1-354 (117 amino acids)
Source: RefSeq, a predicted model, not a curated record